AUGAUUGAACGUUUUAAUGCGACAUUCGUUCCUCAAAUUGUUAAACUUCAAGAUCUAGAAAAUAACAAUUGUGAUGAAUUCUUAUCACCAGUGAUAUUUGCUUACAACAUUGGCAUCCAUGCAACGACUAAUUAUUCACCAUUUCAACUAAAGUUUGGUCGAGAACCACGUUUACCUACUGAUAAACCUUCUUCAUCAUUUACUUUCAAUAAACCAAAUGAUUAUUAUGUACAAUUGAAAAAAAAUCUGUUGAUAAUACAACAACACGCACAUGAUAAUAUUAUUCGUCGACAGCGACAAUACAAGAUUAAUUAUGAUAAACAACGUCCAGGUCCACAUUAUGAAAUCAAUGAUCCACUACUGAUUAAAAUUCAUGGAAUAAAGAAAAAAUUAGAACCAAAAUAUUCGAUUACACCAAAAAUAAUUAUUAGGAAACAACAUCCAAUUUAUUGGUUCAUCAUUACAAUGUCAGAUAAAUUUAUUCCAUAUCAUUUAUGUGAUAUUAACAAUCCUCCAGCUCAUCUUGAUGACAAUCAAAAAUCGAAUUGGACACGUGCUGCAAAAAAAGGCGAAGAAAAAUUAUCAAUAUCAACAACAAUAUCCAGCAUUUGA
Messenger RNA from Rotaria sordida, 612 nucleotides. NCBI's taxonomy places the organism in Eukaryota, Metazoa, Rotifera, Eurotatoria, Philodinida, Philodinidae. The record is from the annotation of a GenBank genome assembly.